Drosophila busckii is the source of this 1278-nucleotide messenger RNA. Its product is annotated as lipase 3-like. Gene Ontology annotation, biological process: lipid metabolic process. The transcript is spliced from 4 exons. NCBI's taxonomy places the organism in Eukaryota, Metazoa, Arthropoda, Insecta, Diptera, Drosophilidae. Gene Ontology annotation, molecular function: hydrolase activity, acting on ester bonds. The annotation marks the transcript as partial. The record is from RefSeq and is a predicted model, not a curated record.
AUGCAACAAAUAAUAGUUAUUAAUCUCUCGCUGUUUUCUUGCAUUGCUCACGCAUUAUUAUUGUGGAUAACACUCGCUAUAUUUGGUUUAUAUGUUGCGGCGCUUGCAUCUCGUGUGGAUUUUUACAAGUUGUUUAACGAUCCGCAAGGACGUUUAAGCCUAACUCCUAGACUGAAAACAGAUGAUCGCAUUAGGGCGCAUGGCUAUCCCGCAGAGAUGCAUUAUGUGCCCACUGAGGAUGGCUAUAUUCUUGGCCUCUUUCGCAUACCUUAUUCACAUAAGCUGCAAAAUCAAAACGCAUUGCGCCCGAUUGUGCUAAUACAACACGGUCUAACGGGCUGCUCUGACAAUUGGAUUGCGAUGGGGCCGGAUAAUGCGAUAGCCUUUCAGCUCGCCGACGCAGGCUAUGAUGUGUGGCUGGGCAAUGCGCGCGGCACAACUUACUCGAGGAAUCACACCUCGCGUUCCACGCAACAUCCGUACUUUUGGCGCUUCAGCUGGCAUGAGGUGGGGCACUAUGAUAUAGCGGCGAUGAUUGAUUACGCGCUGGCCACCAAUGGACAGAAUCAGCGGGCUAUACAUUAUAUAGGCCAUUCUCAAGGCACGACGGUUUUCUUUGUGCUCAUGUCCACACGACCGGAAUAUAAUGCCAAGAUUAAGACUGCUCAUAUGCUGGCGCCAGUGGCUUUCAUGGACAACUUGAGUAGCCUGCUAGUGCGCACAGUGGGUCCUUAUCUAGGACACCACAACACCUACUCCAAGCUCUUUUGCUCACAAGAGUUUCUGCCGUUCAAUGAUCUUGUGCUUGCUUUGUUCUAUAACAGCUGCCGGCCGGAGUCGAGAUUCGCCAGCCUAUGUGAUGGCGUGCUCUAUGACAGCAGCACUGAGGGUCGCACCAACUCGACUGCCUCAGCCAUUCACGCUGGCACAAGUCCAGCUGGCUUGUCUACCGAUCAGUUUCUGCACUAUUUGCAGGAACAGCAAUCCGGACACUUUCGUAACUUUGACUUUGGACCCAAGAAGAACUUGCUGAUGUAUGGAAAUGAAGCGCCUCCAGAUUAUCCAACAAAGCUGAUUACGUGUGAAACACAUUUGUGGUAUGCGGAUAAUGAUGAACUGGCUGCCAUCGUAGAUGUUGAAAGAUUGGCUGAAACAUUACCAAACAAAGUUAUGCAUCAUAUGGAAGAUGAGCUAUGGGAUCAUAUUGAUUUUGCUUUUAACUGGCAUGUUAAAGAAUUUAUAAAUGAUCCGGUGGUAGAGAUUAUUGAAGAAUACGAG